AUGUGUUCCAGUCUGCAAGGAGCGAUGGAGGAACUCAUCAAGGUGUUCCACCGCUACUCGGCAAAGGAAGGUGACAAGUACAAGCUGAACAAAAAGGAGCUGAAGAUCCUGUUGCAGGAGGAGCUCUCCGAUUUCCUGGCAUGCUCCAACGACCCCCGCGUGGUGGAGAAGAUCAUGGGCGACCUGGACGAGAACCGGGACGGUGAAGUGGACUUCCAGGAGUUCGUGGUCCUGGUCGUAGCGCUGACCGUGGCCUGCAACGAAUACUUCGUGGAUUCUCACAAGGGGAGGAACAAGGGGGACUCCAGUUAA
Salarias fasciatus (jewelled blenny) is the source of this 312-nucleotide messenger RNA. It is a transcript of the gene s100a1, whose product is annotated as S100 calcium binding protein A1. The transcript is spliced from 2 exons. The record is from RefSeq and is a predicted model, not a curated record. Gene Ontology annotation, molecular function: calcium-dependent protein binding; calcium ion binding. The coding region runs from base 1 to 312 and encodes 103 amino acids. NCBI's taxonomy places the organism in Eukaryota, Metazoa, Chordata, Actinopteri, Blenniiformes, Blenniidae. Gene Ontology annotation, cellular component: cytoplasm.